CGACGGAUUCUCGAAGGCGACAGCUGACUUGUCCUUGUGUGAAUGGGAGCCAGAAAACCUUGAGAACUUCCAACCAAGCAGUGGUUUCUUCCUCGACGCGGACAUGGCACAAGAGAAAAUGGAACUAGACUUGGAGCUGCUGUCGAGUUCAACCACCAAAGAUGACAUGCUGAGAAGAUCCAACAGCGCCCCUUUGAUCAGUGGGCUUGGUGAUAACUCACAGGUGUUCCAAGCUGACAUAGUAACUCCAAGAAAUGACCCAACGCUUAUGACACAACAUUGUCUGGUCAAUACAAUGCCAUUGAAGAGUUCCAGGUCUGUGAUUGACAUGACCACAUUUUCAUCUUCAAAAGAUUAUCCUGGCUGCAAAGGGUUUUUACCACCUUCUCCCAUCCCCAUCCGUGCUUCCUUUGGUCGCCUUCAUCAAAUCAAACAGGAGGAAGGCAUGAACUUAAUGACUAGAGAAGCAAUGCAUGAAUGGGAAGUACAAACCGCACUACGGAUAAGUCGGUCUUGGGAAGAGAGUUUGAGCCUGAGUGACAGUAAUUUAGAGAAACCAUCUUCAAAAAGCAUCGAUUUAAUUCCAGUAUCCCCAGCAGCUCCUCCCACCCAGGGGAUUGGGAAGCAAUGUUUUCCUCCAUCGUUACAAACUUGUGUGAAUUACACCACUUUGCCUCCAAGUUCCGUUCCUAGUCCCACUCAACGAUUUCCAAUAGGAAGUCAAAACCCCACCAACAUUAUUAGACCAAGUAUCUGUGGACCAUUAAAAAGAAAAGGUGAAAUGAUAUUUGAAGAUCAGCCAAAGAAACUUUUCCAAGGCACUACCAGCAUGAUUUCUUCCGAUACUACUCAACAGUCUGAUACGAAUGAGUAGGAGAAGAAUUGGCCUAGUCAGAUAUAGAAUCUUCCCAGUCUGCUCAAGGCUUUGCCAACCAAAGAGCCUCCAUCAGACACAUCAGAUCUAUAAAAUAAAAAAGAGGGCACCUUCAUUCUCUGACGUUGUUUUCCGCCAGUGAUGAAAAGGAAAAGUUUCUCCUUAAGUCUGUAGUUCUAAUUCUCAAUAGUUACGGUGUUUGGGGGUGGGAACAUGUGGGGAGGGUUCUCUGAAAAAGAAAAAUGGGAUAAAUUAAAAGCUUUGUGGUUACUUAAAAGAAAUGUCUGAGGGACACCUGGGUGGCUCAGUGGG
Enhydra lutris kenyoni (northern sea otter) is the source of this 1186-nucleotide messenger RNA. It is a transcript of the gene PABIR3, whose product is annotated as family with sequence similarity 122C. Gene Ontology annotation, biological process: mitotic G2/M transition checkpoint. Gene Ontology annotation, molecular function: protein serine/threonine phosphatase inhibitor activity. Gene Ontology annotation, cellular component: cytoplasm; nucleus. NCBI's taxonomy places the organism in Eukaryota, Metazoa, Chordata, Mammalia, Carnivora, Mustelidae. The coding region runs from base 104 to 874 and encodes 256 amino acids. The record is from RefSeq and is a predicted model, not a curated record. The transcript has 12 exons.